AGUAAUCAUGCUUUCAAUUCGAGUAUUGGGUGUGUUCGCCGUUAUUGUGGUCGCAUUAGUUUUAGUAGAGUCUGACGUUGAACUUUGUGAAGACGAUGUGAACGUUUGUGAUGGUGAACUUCCAGCCAAUGCGAUGUGUUCAGGAGAGAAUAAUAAAACCAAGCGAUGUCAGUGUAAAAAGGGAUAUAGAAUGAGUCUGGACAUCGAUUGUAAAUCGAAUGGCUCGGUAUUUUCCUGCCAGGAUAUAGAUGAAUGUGCAACCAAUAAUGGAUCGUGUGAAUAUAAAUGUCAAAAUGAACCUGGUAGUUAUAACUGUUCGUGUCCAGAGGGGUCUGAAUUACAGGAAAACGGUUUGAAUUGUGGACCAAGUGAACCAGCUGUAAGGUGUCCACAAGGUGUGAAUAUCACUAACUCUGAUGAUGUAACAGAAUCCAGAAUAUUUGAUGAAGAUUUUAGUUUUAAUUGUACUCUAAUUGGUGUGAAGGGUAUUCUGAGAUGUGGUGAAAAUGGUACCUGGACAGAAAAGCAAGCUUGUCCAAGUGUAAGAAAAGAUUCUUAUUUUAUUUUGUUUGUGAAUGCCGUUAAAAUUACCGUACCCGAUAGUAAUUGUUCAAGAGCUUGUGCUGUCAUCUCUACGUGUGGAUAUACUUAUUUAAGCAAUCCAGCCGAAUGCAGCUAUUAUCCUAUUCCAGUCCUAUUCCUGAAUCCACUUAGCAAUCCAAGUCUUCCUCAAUGCAUUCAGAAAUGUCAAGAAGAUACAAAAUGCCUGACAAUGUCUUACAAAGAUACUUGCAUUUUAUUCAGUGCCAACGAAACCACGGUAGCUGCUUCAUUUUAUAUUGUCAUUACAGACGGGGGAAUCAUUGUUUCUUUUUAGUAGCCCAUGUUGCCAUCUUAAUGAAAUCACAUGGACCAGGCUAUUUUGAUUAAAAUACGUGUUUACGUGUCCUGU
This is a messenger RNA of Lottia gigantea (owl limpet), 952 nucleotides long. RefSeq lists its product as hypothetical. The transcript has 5 exons. Bases 8 to 877 code for a protein of 289 amino acids. NCBI's taxonomy places the organism in Eukaryota, Metazoa, Mollusca, Gastropoda, Lottiidae. Gene Ontology annotation, molecular function: calcium ion binding. The record is from RefSeq and is a predicted model, not a curated record.